Messenger RNA from Sus scrofa (pig), 2763 nucleotides. NCBI's taxonomy places the organism in Eukaryota, Metazoa, Chordata, Mammalia, Artiodactyla, Suidae. The record is from RefSeq and is a predicted model, not a curated record.
AUGGUUGAAGAGAGCAAAGUCCCUUUUGAGAAAGCAUUUCCAGUUUCCCCUGACUGCAUUAGGGUGGUUUCUGUGACCAGGGUCGUACGCUCAGGAAGAGAAGGAAUACAGGAGGAGCGACGCAGAUGGUGUGUAACAUUCCUUUUCCAGUUUACUGAUGGCCAGGAAGGGAUAAUGACUGUGUUCCAGACCAAAAAUUCUGGCAACAGGAGGAGCAGCAGCAUAAGGUUAACUGCAAAAACAGGAGAGCUAAACACAGGCUUGCCUGAUUUAGAAAGGCAGAUUUUUGCAUAUGAAUUAUUACAGGAUGCAAAAGAUGAAGGUAAUGAGACUAAAGCCAGAAGGAUGAGCAAAUUAAGAAAGACAAGAAAGAAAGUCACUAAACUACAUAUUUUUUCAACUGAAAUAGGAGAAACGGAUUUUUCCAACUCAAAAGAAAAGAUUAGAAAUCAAAUGGUGGGCCACAAACUGGGAGAUACAAACAAACCAGUCAUGGCAUCUGGCUCUGCUGAAUCUCAUUUGCCACAAGAUGACAAGGACUCCAAAGAUCAGAAAAUAGUGAUAAAGCCAUUGCCCCUCAAAACAUCAGCCAGUACUCCUGGUGGUGAAUUUCACCCAAACUCCAGCUAUAAUACUGAUAACACCAGGGACAGCAUGCAAAUUCCUACUGCACCCCAGCUUUCUUCUAGAAUGAAGCAUAUUAAACAAGAGAUGGCCAAAAAUCACCUUCAGUUUGUACGAUUUGAAGCUACAGACCUCCAUGGUGUGUCCAGGUCUAAAAGUAUCCCUGCACACUUUUUUCAAGAAAAAGUGAUCCAUGGGGUUUAUAUGCCCCGAGGUUAUCUUGAGUUGAUACCAAAUCCUAAGGACAAUGAAGUGGAUCACAUAAGAGCAACGUGUUUUAAUAGUGACAUAGUCCUGAUGCCAGAGCUUUCGACCUUCAGAGUUUUGCCCUGGGCUGAGAGGACUGCGAGGGUGAUCUGUGACACAUUCACUGUGACCGGGGAGCCGCUGUUGACCUCCCCACGGCACAUCGCCAAGAGGCAGCUGAGCCAGCUGCAGGACUCUGGCUUCUCCCUGCUCUCUGCCUUCAUCUAUGAUUUUUGCAUUUUUGGUGUGCCUGAAAUUAUCAAUUCAAAGACCAUAUCUCUACCUGCGUCAGCACUGCUAAAUAAUCAUGACCAGCCCUUCAUCCAAGAACUUGUGGAUGGUUUGUAUCACACCGGGGCCAAUGUUGAAAGCUUUUCCUCCUCUACCAGGCCUGGCCAGAUGGAAAUAUGUUUUCUGCCUGAAUUUGGCAUCAGUUCAGCUGAUAAUGCAUUUACCCUCAGAACAGGUGUGAAAGAAGUGGCAAGGAAAUACAAUUACAUCGCCAGUUUUUUCAUCGAGACUGGAGUGUGCAAUUCGGGAAUUUUGUCACAUAGCCUUUGGGAUGUCGAUGGGAAGAAAAACAUGUUCUGCAGCAGUUCUGGAAUGGGGGAGCUCACGAUCACGGGGAAAAAAUGGUUGGCGGGACUCCUGAAGCACUCCGCUGCUCUCAGCUGCCUGAUGGCUCCCGCUGUCAGCUGCCGGAAGCGCUAUUCCAAGGAGAGUAAAGACCUGAAGGAGAGUGUGCCUACCACAUGGGGGUACAAUGAUAACAGCUGUGCUUUUAAUAUCAAGUGUCAUGGUGAGAAAGGCACCAGGAUAGAAAAUAAACUGGGUUCAGCCACAGCAAAUCCUUACCUGGUGCUGGCUGCUACUGUUGCUGCAGGCUUGGAUGGACUUCAAAGCUAUGAUGGCGUUUGGGCUGGGCCAGAUGACAGCACAGACCUCCAUGAAUCUGCUCCUGAGAUCCCUUUGAAACUAGAAGAUGCCCUGGUGGCACUAGAUGAAGAUCAAUGUCUGAGACAGGCUCUAGGAGAAACUUUUAUUCGAUAUUUUGUUGCCAUGAAGAAAUAUGAGUUGGAAAAUGAAGAAACAGAUGCUGAGAGAAAUAAAUUCUUAGAGUAUUUCAUUUAGAGUGGAAUCCUUAACUAUUCCUUUAGCGAUGUGUUUUUACUUAAGUAGCUGAUAUGCCGAAAAGAAAAGAUUGGAUUUUUGUAACCACGUCAAGAAUACAAAUGCUUUUUCUUUUUUCUUUUUCUUUUUUUUCUUUUUUUUUUUUGUCCCCAUGGAAUAUCUGACAGAUGAAGUCAGGCUGCUGGGAGGAUUAUGAUAACAGAAGGAAACAAUAAAGUUGUGGUGCAGCUGUGAUGUGCAAAACCACUGAGCCUUGUCACUCAGUGGUCACUGCCUCUUUGUACAUUAACCUACACACAAAUACUCAGUUUGUGGGGGGGGGCAACAAAUAUAUUCACAGAAUAAAAAGACUUAAGAAUUAGAAACCAAAAUUCAAAUGAUGAAAAAUAAAGAUGAAAUAAUUUCAACUUCACACUGCCAGAGAAACAAAAAUACUUACUAAUAUAAUCUUAUUCAUCAAGGCGUAUUGAGGAUCUUUUGUAAGCAUCACUGAGAUAUUUCUAAAAGACUUAGAUAAGUUCCACAAAAAUAUGUCAUGAUGACAAGUUAGCAGAAGUUUUAACACUUUUUACUCUUCUCCACUAGCUCCUGAAAGGCCCAGGAACUUCAAGGCUAUAAUGUCCCCAAGAAACAAAUCCACAAGAAAUAGGUAUUGAGCUGGGAACAAUGAGGUCAAAUAUUUAAAAGCAGAGAAAAAUCUUCCUUUAAACGAUAUCUCAUAUAGAGGCCUAAUCCAUAAAAUACAGAUGGAAUGGGAAUGAA